AUGCUCGAACUUUUUAUGCAUCUCGCCAUAGAAAAUCCAGUCCAAAUCAUCGUGGAACAAUUGGCGCUGAAGAACAUCCUUGUGGAUCGAUAUAGCAUAGGGGCAGGAGUAAUAUUUGAAAACCACCCGAGCGCCAUCAGCGACGUGGCCUUGGGAGACGACAAUCGUGUUCCUGCAUCGCCAACACCGGCGCGUCCGCGUUCAACAUUUUCUCAAAAACUCAGGCCAGAUCAGAUCUGUGUGUAUCGACAUGUCAAUGAGGCCGCGUCCAUGGAAGAGCGCAACCUGCUCUUCAUCGAGGAGUACAAGGCUCCCCAGAAGCUUACCACAGCUCAUAUCCGGGCCGGCUUGCGACAGGAGAUGGAUAUUCUCGAAGAUAUUGUCAACAACCCAAAUGUCCCGAAAAAGGAAGAAGAUGCACAGGGCCAUUACGAAUACUGGGCCAAAAGGCUCACGGCUGCUGCCAUCACACAGACUUACCAUUACAUGAUCGAGGGUGGUGUGAGCUACGGGAUUCUAACCAAUGGCGAGGCAACAGUCUUUCUCAAGGUCGACUGGAACUCUCCAGACACAGUCUUGUAUCACGUGGCUGAGCCUAAGGAAGAGGCCCCCUUCCAAUCUGAGCUCAUCUCUUGCACCGCUGUCAGUCAAUGGUUGUCAUUCAUCCUGCUGGCCCUGAACGAGCGCGACCAAGAGCGGGUACGGAACCAGGGGAUGCGUGAAAGUGUCAAAAGUCGUCUGCAAAAGUGGAACUGCGAUGAUGACAAUGAAAUUCUUCGCAACAUGACUCCUAGUACAGCCUCAUCAUCUACACCCAAGACGCCUUAUAAGCCAUCGACAUAUGGCAAUAUUGACAGGACGCCGGAGGUGUUUCGCUCAAAUCCCAAACCGCCAGUGGGGGCGAAUAGGCCGGCAAGAGAAGCAGCCAGGAGACGUUCUCCAUCGAGUUCCGACGACGAAGCAGAAGAAGAUUCCCCAGGUUCGCCCAGUCCUUCUGUACGGCGGACAAGGAGUCGAGGACGCGCUACCCGAGGACGUGCAGCCCGGGGACGCCAGAACACUUCUCAGCAAAGAGGGGCCGCAUCAAGCGAAAAUUCUACUCGCGGCGAGCAGUAUUGCACCCAGAAAUGUUUAAUUGGGUUAGUUAAUGGCGAUUUCCUCGAUACGCGCUGUCCCAACGUGUCUAGACACAUGGGGGCUGGACGUGCCCCGUCUGGUAUGAAGGCGAAGGCCUAUCACCCUGUCAACCACGCUACGUGGCUUGAACUUCUUAGAGAACAGUGGGAAAAGUCUCUGGAUGAUGGAAUUACAAACCUGAACAUCAGCGGAGCGUCUGGCGCGCUAUUCCGAGUCACCAUGCUGCGCUACGGGUAUACUUUUAUCGGCAAGGGGACUCCGGCGCCUCUUAUCAAGUACCUUAGGCACGAAGCUGCCGUUUACAAGCGUCUCCAGGACAUGCAAGGCACCAGUAUACCUGUGUUCUUGGGGACGGUUGACCUCCGGCCCAUGAACAAGAUCUAUUACUAUGACCACCGCGUCUACAUCGUACACGUCACAUUCUUCUCAUGGGGCGGCCGCACACUAUCCAGCCUUGAGCUGCCCGGUGGCCUUGACAAGCGACUUACGGAUGGGGCGUGUCAGGCAAUUCGAGCCAUGCACAGCAAAGGUGUUAUCCACAACGAUAUACGAGAUCCCAAUAUGCUAUACAACCCUGAUACGAAGCGCAUAAUGAUCAUCGACUUUGACAGAGCAUCGAUUGUGGAGGCGCCUAGGCGCUCGCGAACCCAGCCGGACAAUGAUCCGAUGAAGAAACGGCAAGAUCGAAUGUACUGGUCUUGUAAUGCAGAAGUUCAGGCGACGAAAUAUAUAUUGUCCAGUGUUGGGGGGCGUCCGGUGGAAUAA
Metarhizium brunneum ARSEF 3297 is the source of this 1902-nucleotide messenger RNA. RefSeq lists its product as uncharacterized. NCBI's taxonomy places the organism in Eukaryota, Fungi, Ascomycota, Sordariomycetes, Hypocreales, Clavicipitaceae. Gene Ontology annotation, molecular function: protein kinase activity; ATP binding. The record is from RefSeq and is a predicted model, not a curated record. Gene Ontology annotation, biological process: protein phosphorylation.